CAUGUGGAUGGUCAUGCCUCCACAACCGUGUGGGAUCAGAAGAUCAUCAUCCAAAACUGUGUUGGCGACCUCCAAACACUUGAAAACUGUGAAAAAUCAAAACCCAACCUUCCUCUCUCUACAAUGAGAGAGAAGAAAAGGAACAAAUGUACAAAACCCACGUAAAAAACACCUCUCCUCCGCACUAUAACCACUAUCUCCAAACUCCUCCAUCUGAAAGCCAAACCUCCUCAAACCCAAAACUCCUCAAGCAACUCCACGGAAUCUCCCUAACAAGAGGAACUCAAAAUCUCUCCCUUUGGUCUCAGCUUGUUAAAGGCUACCUUUCUCAAGGCUCCCCAAAAGAAGCCCUUCUCAUAUACACCCAAACUCGAUGUAUAAGAAUACCCCAUGCAGUCCUCCCUUUAGCGCUCAAAGCUUGUGCUACCCUCUCUAGCCACCUGCAUGGGAGAUCUUUGCAUGCGGAAUCUAUCAAAGCUGGGGUAGUUUCCCAUGUCAUGGUUGGCACGUCAUUGGUCAGCAUGUACUCGAAAUGCGGCGACGUAACUGGCGCUCGCAGGAUGUUCGAUGAAAUGCCUGAUAGAAAUGUGAUUACGUGGAAUGCGAUGAUUGGCGGGUACUCGACGAAUGGCGACAUGGGCUCAGCGUCGUUUCUUUUCGAAAGGAUGUCAGAGCGGACCCCGGUAACAUGGGCCGAGGUGAUCGAUGGGUUUGCUAGGAGUGGAGACACUGCCGCUGCUAGGCAACUGUUUGACCGUGCACCGCUUGAGAUGAGGAAUGUGGUGACGUGGACCGUGAUGGUCAAUGGGUAUGCUAGUAAUGGGGAGAUGGAGGCAGCAAGGCAGGUGUUCGAAGAGAUGCCACAGCGGAAUUUCUUUGCCUGGUCGUCCAUGAUCGCUGGCUAUUGCAAGAAGGGCGAUGUUGAGGAGGCAAGGAAGGUUUUUGAUCGGAUCCCUAGUAGGAAUUUGGUGAAUUGGAAUGCAUUGAUUGCAGGAUAUUCUCAGAACGGGUUUUGUGAAGAAGCUCUGACGGCAUUUGAAAAAAUGCAGGCGGAGGGGUUCCAACCAGACGAAGUAACGGUAGCAAAUGCACUAUCAGCUUGCGCACAAUUGGGUUUGUUGGGUACCGGCAAACAAAUCCAUGAACUGAUAAAUCGUAACAGAAUUAAGCUUAAUCAAUUUGUUCUAAAUGGUUUAGUGGAUAUGUAUGCGAAAUGUGGGGAUGUAAGCAGAGCAAGACAAAUCUUUGAUGGGAUGAAGCAAAGGAACGAAGUCUGUUGGAAUGCAAUGAUUACAGGCCUUGCCAUCCAUGGCUGCAGCAAAGAGGCUCUUGAGCUUUUCGAUCGAAUGGAGUCAUCCGGGGAGAAACCAAAUGAAACUACAUUCCUUGCAGUUCUUUCAGCCUGCGCGCAUGGAGGAUUUGUGGAGGAAGGGCUAGAGUUUUUCACUGAGAUGAAGGGAAAAUAUGGCCUCGUUCCAGGAAUUAAGCAUUAUGGGUGUUUGGUCGACCUUCUUGGGAGGGCGGGAAGAUUAAACGAGGCUUAUGAUUUGAUUAAGACGAUGCCCAUGAAGCCUAAUGAUGCAGUAUGGGGAGCGCUGCUAGGAGCUUGUAGAAUACAUGCAGAUAUGGAGAUGGCGGAGUGGGUGUUGCAGGAGGUUGGUAUGCCACACUCCAACAAGGAGUCUGUGGACAAUGCACAUUAUGUGCUGCUGUCGAAUAUUUAUGCUGCUUCGGAUCAAUGGGAGCAAGCAGAAAAGAUUAGGACGAUGAUGGUGAAGAAUCGGGUGCAAAAGACACCCGGAUGCAGUUCAAUUAUGGUGGGAAGAGCUGAGCAUCAGUUUCAUGCAGGUGCACAGGCGGAUUCUCGGAUCUAUCAGCUAUAUGGUGGAGUUUAGUUGAAUUGUAGACUGGAAUCUGAUGACUAUACGUUGUUCUGGUAUUGUAUGCGUAGUGUACAUAGCAGAUUCUUGAUGAAAAAGGGGCAAUUUUUCAACCAUGGCAAAGUUGAAAUGUC
Molecule: messenger RNA, 2014 nt
Organism: Magnolia sinica
Lineage: Eukaryota; Viridiplantae; Streptophyta; Magnoliopsida; Magnoliales; Magnoliaceae
Product: pentatricopeptide repeat-containing protein At3g21470
Exons: 1
Coding region: 147-1895 (582 amino acids)
Biological process (GO): RNA modification
Molecular function (GO): protein binding; RNA binding
Source: RefSeq, a predicted model, not a curated record